Molecule: messenger RNA, 2485 nt
Organism: Arachis ipaensis
Lineage: Eukaryota; Viridiplantae; Streptophyta; Magnoliopsida; Fabales; Fabaceae
Source: RefSeq, a predicted model, not a curated record
AACCGAUCAGUCGAACUGAACCAUGAACCGGCCGGUUUUUGAAAUGGGUCAAAAAUCAAAAUUUCCAAAAACAGUGCGUUGAAACUUGGUUGUGAUUUUUGAACCCUAAUAUGCCUAACACACAGUAACACCCCUCUUGGCCUCUCCUCUCCAAGCAGAACGCGAAGCAGCACAUAGUAACACCCUAGCCCUAGGUUCCUUGCCGCCGCCGUCCCCAGGUUCUCGGCGCCUCCACUUCUUACUCUUCCCCCUGUCCGGAACCCAGGUAGCUCAGCUCGUCGUCCCCAUCUUCCCUGGCUUCUUUGUUCGUGGCUUGGAGCAGCUCGCCGUUGGGUCGCCGCUUGCCGUUGCCUCGCCUAUCGCCGUCGUCUGGCCAGUUGCCAUCCGUGUCUUCGUCGAAGAAGGUUCAGUGUUGGCUUCAACUUUCAAAUGGGAAUUGGGAGCUGGUGAAGAUAAUAACAUCUUUUGGAAGUGAGUCUGUUGUUUCCUUGCCUAAUGGAAAAAACAGUUUUUUCGGUUGAAUCACGGUUAGAUCGGUUGGACCAAUAAACCAAUAAACCAAUGACUAGAACGGUUCGAUAACCGGUUCGAUUUUCAGAACCUUGAUCCAAACAGAGUGAAACCUCCAAUUUUACCCUUAUUCCCUUAAGUCUAUCCGCGAACACUCCUGUCCGCCCAGCCCCAGACCUCCUCAGUCCUCACUCCUCAGACACAACCCCUCGUCCUUCAAUCUCCUCCGCCAUCCGCCGGACAGCAGCAGCCGCGGAGGCCCUAUCCGCUUUCCCUCCACCCUCCUCAACUCUCUGUCAGCCCUAUCCUCUCCCGCUCCCUUCGUCGUAGUCGCGCUCCCUCUCCGUCGCCCUCCACGCAGCAGCAGCCUCUGUGUCGUCCUCCACGCAGCAGUAUCCCGUGUCGUCCUCCGUGCAUCGCAGCGCACUCCAGCUGGCAGCCACUUCCGUGUCUUCGUCCUCUCCUUCCUGCACUCUGCCACAUCAUCAGCAUCAUCAAGAAUGGAGCCUUUGACUCAGUUUGAUAACAGUACAAGUGACAACAUUGGUGAAACAGGAAGACCGAAAAACCAAAUCAAAUCAAUCCAAUUACAAUUGGUUUAGUUUGGUUUGGUUAGCCUUAGAUAAAAAACCAACCGAAUAUUUGUUCAAUGUAUUGGAUGGCCUUUCCUCUAACAACCGAACUAUACUGCACUGUGAACACCGUUUCGGCCUUUUCUAAAACUCGGGUUUGGGCUCCACAUGAAAUGUUAUUGUUGUUGAAGCCCAACUCAUUCUCACAAGGUUCUGAAAUUCAAACACUUGGAAGUGUCUCACUAUAUAUUCUGUAUCUGGAAGUGUAAUUGUGAAGAGGAGAAAUCAUGUGUCAUAGUUACAAAGCUCUGGUUCUAAUUCAAAAAAUGGUGAAAGUGCCUCCAACAAAAGCACUUUCUUUGUUCAAUUCUUUAAACCAUCACCACACCCCUCAGUCUAUUUCCUUCAUUCUUAACCAUCUUCUCUCCUCUGCCAUGCUCUCCCAUGCCCAUUCACUUCUCCUCCGCCUCAUCUCCAGCAGAAUUUCCUCUCCUUUCUUCUCUCCAUCAUCACUCAUGCACCAACUCACACACACCCAGUUCAUUCAUAAUUCAACACAUACUCUUCUCUACGAGGCAAUCAUUAAUGCCUAUGUUCAUUCUCACUUACCUGAUCAAGCUCUCUGUUUCCUCAACCACAUGGUUCGUAAUGCCCAUUUUCCCACAUCAAACACCUUUAAUAACCUUUUGAUCUUGCUCCUUAGAUCUAAUUGUUUUGGUAAAGCAUGGCUGCUUUUCAAUGAAAUAAAGGGUAAGGUUGCUAUGGAUGUCUACAGUUUCGGGAUUAUGAUCAAGGGUUGCUGUGAAGUUGGUGACUUGAUCAAGAGUUUUCGGCUUUUGGCUUUGUUGAUUCGCAUGGGUUUCUCUCCAAAUGUUGUCUUAUACACUACCUUGAUUGAUGGUUGUUGCAAGAUUGGUGAUGUUCAUUUGGCAAAGAAGUUGUUUUGUAAGAUGGAGGGGUUGGGCUUAGUUCCCAAUCAGCACACUUAUAGUGUAUUGAUAAACAGGUUCUUCAAGCAAGGCCUUCAAAAGGAAGCAUUUCUAAUGUAUGAAAAUAUGAAGCAGAGAGGAACGGUGCCCAAUGUUUAUGCUUACAAUUGUAUCAUCAAAGAAUAUUGUAAGGAUGGGAAUGUAGAUAAGGCUUUUAAGGUGUUCAAUGAAAUGCGUGAGAAAGGUGUGGCAUAUGGUAUUGUAACGUAUAAUAUUUUGAUUGAUGGGUUGUGCAGGUUGAAGAAGCUUCAGGAAGCAGUAAAGUUGGUUGAUAAAGUGUAUCUUGUUGGCUUAACUCCUAAUUUAGUUACAUAUAAUACACUAAUCAAUGGUUUUGUGGCAUUGGAAAGAUGGACACUGCUGUUAGAUUAUUUAAUCAAUCAAAGGCAAUUGGACUAUCGCCAUCAUUGGUGA